AUGUCGGCAUCUGAAGGCGGGAAAGACACCACCCCAGAGCCCUGUCCAGUCAAUGGGACAGGCCCUGGGCCUGAAUGGGGGCUGUGCCCUGGGCCCCCAGCAUCAGAUGGUGAAAUCAGCGGGGCAUCAGGCCUAGGGACCCCUAAGCGGAAGACUCAGCACAGUAAGCACAAGACAGUGGCAGUAGCCAGUGCCCAGCGGUCACCCCGGGCACUCUUCUGCCUCACCCUGGCAAACCCCCUGCGGCGGUCCUGCAUCAGCAUUGUGGAAUGGAAGCAUCCUUGA
Messenger RNA from Rangifer tarandus platyrhynchus (Svalbard reindeer), 285 nucleotides. The record is from the annotation of a GenBank genome assembly. Lineage: Eukaryota; Metazoa; Chordata; Mammalia; Artiodactyla; Cervidae.